AUGGAAUUGAUUAUUCCUUAUUUAUUUUUGAAUUUUAAAACAUUUCAACUUUAAUACUAUAAUUAUUAAGUAGAAAUGCAAUUAAUAAAUUUCUUUCAAAAAGUUUUAUCUCUAAUAUGGAUUGGCACAAUAAUAGAAAAAUUAUGGGCUGCAAAAUGUUUAUAUAAUCAUAUUAUUUCAGUUUGACAUCAAUUUUCAGAUAAGGAAAUCUGUGAUUUAUAUAGAAAUUUAUUGAAUCAUUUGUAGUUAUUAAGUAAACUAUAAAUUUAAAAGAAGAUUGCUGAAAACCUUAUAAUACCUAACUCGAAGGAGAAUUAACAUUUUCCAGAGAUGAAAACAAAAUUCACUCAGUAUAUAAUAUUUAAUAAUAAUUUAGUUAUAAUAUUUAUAAAAUACAUAAGUAUUAAUAUUAUUAUGAAGGUUGUUGCUAAGUUAAAACAGGAAAAAGUGGACCUUAUGUUUGGAUGGUUGUUUUUCUAAAUUCCAAUAAAACCCAACUAGAUAUCUAAGAGAAGGAAAAAAAUAAAGUUUAUAUAAAUAUAUUUAUAUAUAAAAAUAUAUUUAUUAAUAUCUAAAUUAAUUGA
Molecule: messenger RNA, 584 nt
Organism: Paramecium primaurelia
Lineage: Eukaryota; Ciliophora; Oligohymenophorea; Peniculida; Parameciidae
Source: the annotation of a GenBank genome assembly